UAAUAUCAGCUACCACCUCUAUUAAAGCCCUUCAUUAAACGUGAUACGCGCACUAGGUAAGGGCGUAGGCUGGGGCCCCCGCAGUGAUUUCAGACAAAGCUCAGCUAGCAUCAGUUAAAAAAAACCAGCGGGGCACGAGCUACAGCAGUGGUCACACGCAGGAUCCGCUCAGUCACAAACACGGUGGAUUUUACCGCAGUGCAUCUGCAGCAUCCUCUGAUCGGAGCGACAGGGGUACCGCUGUGGCGCAGGAGAAAACACCGUUAUCAGGCACAGGAGGACGGAUUGUGUGUACUUUUGUGGAGGGUUUGCUUUUUCUAUGCACCCCAUGCUCUCACGCAUUUUAUCUGCCCGGAGUGCGGGGUCGUUAGAUGGUCGUGAAAUCCUUCCACCUUCAUCACAGGAGAGGAAUAUUCUUUUUUUGCUCGGACACGACUCGAGGAGAGGAGGCCUGUAUAUCAGGACAGUGUUUUCAGUGAUCCAAUAGAGGAGCAAUAUUAUAGCUACAUUAUUUCGGUCUGUAUUUCAUCUGUAGCGUGUUAAAUGAUAGCCAUUUCUUAUCCUACAGCAUAUACAUUAUAUAUGCACGGGUGAGUAGGCGUACUGUAGACAGUCAGUAGCUUGCAUGUUGCACCUUAUAUAAACACACAUUAAUUAUAUUCUUUGUGAAGCCUGUAAAUACAGAGCAGAGCAUGCGGCCCCAGGCAGGUCUAAUGAUUGCUCUGUGCAUCUCACAUUAAAGGCCUCAGGGACAAACCAAAUUAAAUAUCAGGGUGUUGAUCUGGAGAGCACUGUGAGUCACCAGGAUUGUUAUAUGUGCUGUUUUGUAAUUAGAAGCACAAUAAAAGCCAGAAUUUGAACACAUCAGGUGAAUAGAUAUAAAUAAGGGGGCUGUGUCUAAAGCAGCAGGGAAUUGUGCCACCUUGAGCACUGUUGACACAUCCUAAAACACAUUUACCAUAAGGAAGGCCUGCAGGCAGAUACAUUUUGGCUGCAACAAUAGAUGCCUGACACAUUACUUUUUUUAAACCUCAACAACUCAGUUGUGGAACUCCAUACAAAAACCAACAAAGAAGAAGAACCACGUUUUUUUUAGGCUCGUAACCAUAAUCCGGUGACAUGGAUGUAUCAAACAUUGUUGUCCUCUUUAUUUUCUUCAAUAUGAUGGACCUCUACCAGUGCCGGGGGGCCUGUGCCGAGGUGGAUUCCGACACGGAGGCAGUGGCAGGCAUGGGCUUCAAACUCGGCUGCAUCUCCUGCAAGAAGAGGACUGAAGUGGAGGCCUCUGCCACUGUGGAUUGGUACUUCAGGAGCAAAGGAGAGGCCGACUUUGUUCAUAUCUACACCUACAACGAGGACGGCGCCACCAUUGAAAGCGACCACUUUAUAGACCGUCUGGAUUGGAACGGAAGUAAGAGGAGCAACGACAUCCAAGACGCAUCCAUAUACCUGCUCAAUGUCACCUUCAACGACUCGGGGACCUACCGCUGCUUCUUCAACCGCAUCCUCUUCUACGACAACUAUGAGUACAGCACCGUCAUCAGCAAGAUGGUGCAGCUCACCGUGGUGCCUAAAGCGACCCGAGGAACGGCUUCCAUCGUGUCCGAGGUCAUGAUGUACGUGUCCAUCAUCGGCCUGCAGGUGUGGCUGCUCAUAGAGAUGAUUUACUGCUACAGGAAAAUCUCAGCUGCUGGGGAGGAAGCAUUACGAGAAGCGGCAAAUGCUGAAUAUUUAGCGAUAGCCUCGGAAAGUAAAGACAACUGUGCGGGGGUGCAGGUCGGCGAAUAGCACAGGCUUCUUCCUUGGACUGAAAACAUCCUUCCCCUCACUGACCUGCAUGUAGACAACUCGGGGGUGGGGAAACUCCUCUUCAUCUCAAGCCUUUAUUUUACCUAUUCCUCGACGAAGAUCACUCAUGGAUAAAACAUCACAGAGAGCAUGGUCAGCACUGUACAUAGUAUCCUGCGCCACAAAGCAUGUCCUGCCCUGCACUUAAUUGAGAAAUCAUUAUGCAUUAAUGAAAUUGUCAAAAGCAUAAACUGUACAUACAGUAUUUCUUUUAAGUAUGUGGAAUCACUCAUUUAUAUAAAAUGGAAGAUGUACUAUGGGCGUCUGUUGGACUCCAUGAGGCUGAUUGUAUUGAAAGCUUUUUACUGAAUCAUCACCACGUAAUGUAUAAAAAACGCAACACACAACUUGUAUGGUAAUUUAUAAAAAAUAGAAUGUGAUGGAUUAUGAUAGACCAUCUUUCCACUUGCUGGUUGUACAUUCAAUGAAAACUUAAGAUGCCAUAAUAAAAACUCUUAAAAG
This is a messenger RNA of Eleginops maclovinus (Patagonian blennie), 2310 nucleotides long. RefSeq names its product sodium channel, voltage-gated, type I, beta b (gene scn1bb). Gene Ontology annotation, biological process: regulation of heart rate by cardiac conduction; regulation of sodium ion transmembrane transporter activity; sodium ion transport. The record is from RefSeq and is a predicted model, not a curated record. Bases 1120 to 1788 code for a protein of 222 amino acids. Gene Ontology annotation, cellular component: voltage-gated sodium channel complex. Gene Ontology annotation, molecular function: sodium channel inhibitor activity; transmembrane transporter binding. The transcript is spliced from 6 exons. NCBI's taxonomy places the organism in Eukaryota, Metazoa, Chordata, Actinopteri, Perciformes, Eleginopidae.